Panicum virgatum (switchgrass) is the source of this 1269-nucleotide messenger RNA. RefSeq names its product disease resistance protein RGA5-like. The record is from RefSeq and is a predicted model, not a curated record. The coding region runs from base 109 to 1269 and encodes 386 amino acids. The transcript has a single exon. NCBI's taxonomy places the organism in Eukaryota, Viridiplantae, Streptophyta, Magnoliopsida, Poales, Poaceae. Gene Ontology annotation, molecular function: ADP binding. Gene Ontology annotation, biological process: defense response to other organism.
AUCGAUGAUUUAUGGGAUACAAAAGCAUGGGAUGCUAUCAAAUGUGCUUUCCCCCAAAAUAACCGUGGCAGUAGAGUAAUAACAACCACCAGAAUUCAGAGUGUGGCUAUGGCUUGUUGUUCCAACAGUCGUCAAUAUAUUUUUAACAUGGAACCUCUUAGUGAAGCAGACUCAAGGAGAUUGUUCUUCGGUAGGAUUUUUGGUUCUGAGGAUUCUUGCCCUCGCCAACUUCAAGAUAUUUCUUUAGAAAUACUCAAAAAGUGUGGUGGUUUGCCACUUGCAAUCAAUAGUAUAGCUAGCCUUUUAGCUAGUGAAGCUAUAAAGAAGGAAAGGUGGGCACAUGUGCGGGAUUCUUUGAGCUCCAUCCGUGGAACAAAUCGUACCAUAGAAGAAAUGAGACAGAUUUUGAACCUCAGCUACAGUGAUCUUCCACAUCAUCUUAAGACAUGCUUGCUAUAUCUUGGCAUGUAUCCGGAGGACCACCUUAUACAAACGGUUGAUUUGGCACUUCAGUGGGCAGGUGAAGGUUUUGUUGGAAAAUGGGAGGGACAAUCUGCAGAGAAGGUUGCAAGAAGUUACUUGAAUGAGCUUAUCAACAGGAAUCUUAUUCAACCUGUGAGGUUUGGCAACAACGGCUCUAUUGUGACAGUUUGCAAAGUUCAUGAUAUGAUGCUUGAUCUUAUAUUGCUCAAGUGUGCAGAGGAGAAUUUCGUUGCUGUCAUAAAUAACGCAAGAGCAAUCAUGGAGCUGCAACAUAAGGCCCGUCGAAUGUCGCUCUGCUUGGAAGGUACAGCUAAAAAUGAUGACACAUUGCUAUCAAGAAAGGCAUGUCUUUCACAAGUCCGUUCAGUUGCAAUCUUUCGGACUUCUCAGUGGAUACAAAUUCUGCCACUGUUCAAGGUUCUGAGAGUUCUAGUUCUUGACUUUUAUGUUUAUCCCAGUGUGGAGAAAAGAAACAUCGACCUGACAGGACUUUGCAAACUGUACCAGCUGAGAUAUAUAAAGAUUGAAGGCUGUAAAAAGUGUGAGCUGCCAAGGCAAAUUCGACAGCUACAAUACUUGGAAACAUUUGAUAUAGAUAAUGGACGAAGCAUUCCAUUAGAUAUUGUUCAUCUGCCUCGCUUGUUGCAUCUGAGAAUUCCAAACAAUGCAAGGCUACCAGAAGGGAUCAGCAACUUGAGGUCUCUACGUUCUCUAAACUUAUUUGAUCUAAUGAAUAACUCCAUAGACAACAUUAAGUGCCUUGGAGAACUUACCAAUCUAAUGUAG